AUGCAGAAACCGAACUACUUGACAGCGGAGGUGGUUUACAGAAAAGCUCAGAUGAUCGAUCCAGACGCCAACAAGGCCUGCAAUUUGGGUCUUUGCCUCGUCAAGCAAGGCAGGUUUGAUGAUGCAGAAUCAGUCCUCGGAGAUGUAUUGCAAGGUAAAAUUCCGGGUUCGGAAGACGUUAAAGCCAGGAAUAGAGCUCGGGAAUUGUUAAUGGAACUUAAAGCCUUUCAGCCACCUUUGGAAUUAUCUGAUAUUAUGGGACUUGAUGAUCAUGAUUUCUUCAAUGGGAUUGAGCUGUUGAUGAACGAAUGGGCCCCGGUUAGAUCAAAGAGGCUGCCCAUUUUUGAAGAGAUCUCCUCAUUUAGAGAUCAAUUGGCUUGUUAA
This is a messenger RNA of Hibiscus syriacus, 384 nucleotides long. RefSeq names its product protein SULFUR DEFICIENCY-INDUCED 1-like. NCBI's taxonomy places the organism in Eukaryota, Viridiplantae, Streptophyta, Magnoliopsida, Malvales, Malvaceae. Bases 1 to 384 code for a protein of 127 amino acids. Gene Ontology annotation, molecular function: protein binding. The record is from RefSeq and is a predicted model, not a curated record. The transcript has a single exon.